AUGAGUUUGACUGACAAGGACCUCAAGCCGUCGUCCACAGUUUUUCAUGGAGUGGUUCCUGGAAAGUCAGCUUACCCUGUCGGGAAAAUAUCACUAGAAGUGGCUUUUGGUGAUGAGACCAAUUAUAGAGCAGAGACACUAUGGUUUGAGCUCAAGAUGCCAGGACCUGAGGGGACAAUCACCAUUCACGGAAACCACAAAAUCACUUUGGAGUGCGAGGAAGGACAUGUGGCUUACGCAGAAUCGUCUUGUGCCAUGGAGGAGCUCAAGUAUUAUAAGGAUAACAUCGACCUGACUGAUAUGAGCCCUCAGAAGAAGCCCACCACAGAGACAGACUCUCCACUUAAGUUUAAGUCAUCCAAAGAUACACAACAAGUUGAUUUUGUCCCUGGUGAUUCUUCUCAGCAGUUCACCAUUGGGACAGGAAUGGAUCCUAAAUAG
Molecule: messenger RNA, 441 nt
Organism: Aegilops tauschii subsp. strangulata
Lineage: Eukaryota; Viridiplantae; Streptophyta; Magnoliopsida; Poales; Poaceae
Source: RefSeq, a predicted model, not a curated record